UUUUUUUGUAUCCCAGAAUCCUUUUACUGUCAAACAUUUCAAGUUUUCAAACAUAAUUACCGCAUCAAUUUAAUAGUUAGUUCACAUAUAACCAUUUGGUAAUGACUAAUAGGUACCCUAAUACCCCUGGUAUUUGGACAAAAGAGCAAGUGGAAGCAUGGAAACCUAUUGUGGAUGCAGUUCAUGAGAAGGGUGGCAUUUUCUUUUGCCAGAUUUGGCACGUCGGAAGAGUUUCUAACUAUGGAUAUCAGCCGAAUGGCCAAGCUCCAAUCUCAAGUACAGAUAAGCCUCUGGUACCUCAAGUGAGAGCAAAUGGUAUUGAUGUUGCACAGUUCUCCCCUCCACAUCGUUUAUCAACAGAAGAGAUACCUCGAAUAGUUAAUGAUUUCAGAGCCGCUGCACGAAAUGCCAUUGAAGCAGGCUUUGAUGGAGUUGAGAUACAUGGUGCUCAUGGAUACCUAAUCGACCAAUUCCUAAAGGACCAAGUCAAUGACCGAACAGACAAAUACGGUGGAACCCUAGAGAACCGCUGUCGCUUUGCGUUAGAAGUAGUCGAAGCAGUAGUCAAUGAAAUUGGAGCUGACAGAGUUGGGAUAAGAUUAUCGCCAUUUGCAAACUACUGUGAGGCUGGAGACUCAAACCCAGAAGCUCUCGGUCUCUACAUGGCCAACUCACUUAACAAAUUCGGUAUAUGUUAUUGCCACAUGGUUGAGCCUAGGAUGAUCACAGUUGGAGAAAAGUUAGAGACUCCUCACUCUCUUCUUCCCAUGAGAAAAGCUUUUAACGGGACGUUCAUGGUCGCUGGCGGAUAUGAUAGAGAAGAAGGCAAUAAAGCGAUAUCGAAUGGUUAUGCAGAUCUUGUUGCUUAUGGUCGAUGGUUCUUGGCUAAUCCUGAUCUCCCUCGAAGGUUUGAAUUGAAUGCUCCUCUCAAUAGGUAUGAUCGAAAUACCUUUUAUAUUGAAGAUCCUGUAGUUGGAUAUACAGAUUACCCAUUUCUUGAUUCGAAUACUUAGACCUUUCUAUCAUUGUGUCAAUUAUUGGGAAACUGAUGGCAGUACAAACUAAUAUGUCUGAUUAUUUGGAGUUUCUCUAUGAUAUUUGCUUAAUAGCUUUGUGAUUGUAAUACGUGAAAACUUCCAUGCAUGAUUGUGCUUUUCUCAAAUGUACCUGUGCUUGUUUGUGUGUAUAGACAUUUUAAGUUUCUGACA
Molecule: messenger RNA, 1208 nt
Organism: Asparagus officinalis (garden asparagus)
Lineage: Eukaryota; Viridiplantae; Streptophyta; Magnoliopsida; Asparagales; Asparagaceae
Product: putative 12-oxophytodienoate reductase 11
Exons: 3
Coding region: 102-1013 (303 amino acids)
Molecular function (GO): FMN binding; oxidoreductase activity
Source: RefSeq, a predicted model, not a curated record